Molecule: messenger RNA, 837 nt
Organism: Diversispora eburnea
Lineage: Eukaryota; Fungi; Glomeromycota; Glomeromycetes; Diversisporales; Diversisporaceae
Source: the annotation of a GenBank genome assembly
AUGUCGUCGAAAGCUCAACAAAAAAUAGAUCUUAACGAUUUGGACCUUAAUCGUAUCUAUACCUUUGAGGAAUUCGAGUAUAUAAACGACCAGCUAAAAUACCAUACCUUUGAAAUUAACGGACAACCUGUUAAUCUUUUCGAACUUGACAAAAACGGAAAGCUAAUACCUAUGCCACAAGCAACUAUUAAUAUGGAAGCUGUUGUCUUAGAAAUUGGCAGGCAACUCGGUAAUUGGAACAUUCAAACUGGUCAGGGAGGUGUCGUCACUUCCUCCCAAGGAGGGUUCAAUUUCCACGUUAGAGGUGGAAGAAUGAUCCGUGCCCCCGAUGUAUCCUUCACUUCGAAAAAUGUAUAUCGUCAUUUGACUCAACAACAACUCUGGACCUUCAAAGGUGAACCCUUUACACCAAUGGUUGUUAUUGAGGUUUCGGAUACUAUCAAGGAUUCGGAUACUAAUAAAAAGAAGAAAGCAUUUGAUGAUUUGGAUGAAAAGUUUAAAUUUGAAUACUUUUCAGUGGGUACCUCAGUACAACUCGGUUGGCUGAUCGACCCUAAAAAUAAAGGAAUUUGGAUAUAUAAAUUGAAUAAAGAGGGAAAGGUUUUUCGCCGCAAACACGUCUGGGGGAGUAUAAAUGGAGGGGAUUUAUUACCAGGAUUUACGUUGGAUAUUGAUCUGAUUGAAAAAGUUAUUUCACAAGAAUCAACACCAACACCAACAGAGACAUCCGAAAGUGAGGACGAAUCACAAAUGAAAUGCUUUAAAUGUGAAGAAACUUUUACUGAUUAUCACUCUUUCUCGAAACACUAUGAAAAAUAUCAUAUACUUAAACUUUGA